UCACUUUCUUCUCGCCCUCUUUGCUUAAAAUCUCAUUCUAAGACAUGGUUCGAUUAGCCAUGCAUGGCCUCCUCCCAGUAGAUGCCUGUGAUGGUUCAACGCAGAAUCUGAAAACCGGGUUCUGCAUUUCUGGUAUCCUUCCUCUGAAUCAACCUCGGUAAAUGGAGAUAAUGGAAAGAUUCAUCAGUUCUGGUUUCUCAUGAAUGCAAUGAAAGAUUCAUUGGUGGAAAAUGGAAAUGCAAUAAAGGAGAUUGAUGAUAUCCAGAACAUUUGAGCGAGGCCUUCAAUGAAUGCAGAGGAAGGAUAUCAAUGGAGGCCUCGGUCUCAGAACAAGCUCCAUUGGAGGUAUAGAUCUUGUUAACUUUUACAUCCGCCAUAACGAGUUGAACUGGAUCAUGCGCAUCUUUCUUCCUCUCUAGAGCUAGAGCUCCGCCAGGUAGCUCUGGAGAGUUUUUGCGUCGAGGUGCAAUGAGGACGAAGGGAGGACAAAGUGUGGCUGCCUCCGGUCAAUUCGCUUGCACCAACCUUCGUCGUUUUUUAGACUGUAUGACACCUGUGGUUCCAACUCGAUGCUUGCCAAAGGCAACUUUUAAAAAUCCUAAUAGGUUAUGGCAGCCGUGGGAAGGGGAUGACAUUGAAUAUUUCACUUUAGGAGAUCUGUGGAACACUUAUAGCGAGUGGAGUGCUUAUGGUGCAGGAACGCAAGUUGUAUUAGAUAAUGAAGAAACUGUAUUCCAAUACUAUGUUCCCUAUCUUUCUGCAAUCCAAAUUUACAUCGAUUGGAGCUCUGUGGAGGACUCUUGCAGUGACGAAGGUGAUACAGGAAAUAUUUGGAUGGUAAAAGGAAUGGACUACUUAUCGGGGAAGAAAAAUGGAAGCUUCUGGCAUGGAAAGGAGAAACUGGGCUUUCUUUAUUUUCAGUAUUUUGAGACAGCAUCCCCCUAUGGAAGGAUUCCGCUAGUAGACAAGAUUAAUGCAUUCUCCCGAUCACAUCCUGGGCUGAAAUCAUUGAAAAGUGUAGAUGUUCUUCCUGCCAGUUGGAUGGCAGUUUCCUGGUACCCAAUUUAUCAUAUUCCCUCGAACCGAACUGUGAGAGACUUGUCAACCUGUUUUCUUACGUACCAUACUCUAUCUUCUUCAUUCCAAGAGAAGGAAGCUGAUGACCCUAUGAGAAAAGUAGAAGAUAGCGAAAGAAUGAUGCCCUUGCCACCCUUUGGCUUAGCCACUUACAAAAUGCAAGGCAGAGUUUGGAACGAUCCAGAAAGCACAGACCAGGAACACAUCAUUUCCAUGUUAAGCGCAGCAGCCUCAUGGCUAAAGCAACUCGGGGUCCAACACCAUGACUUUAAUUAUUUCAUGGGGCUCCGGCAAUAUUCUUAACAUCAAUUUUCACUAAAGCUAUGAUGAUCAACAAUCACUUCUAAUGCUAAACCACAAUCAUCAUUGUCAUCAUAGAUGUCUACAUACACAUCAUUGAAGCAAGGAAUACGUGCAAGAUACAAGACAGGGAAGGAGACAAGAAUCCCAUGCAUCUGUGCGCAUGAAAUUUGAAGUGCAUUCAGCAAACGUUAUAAAAAGGAUCCAACUUCCAAGGUACUGAAGCUAAAAAUGCUGAAAAGAAGAGCAUUUACUUAAGUACACAUGCACUGGUCUGGAAAAAGUGUGUCCAUCAUGUAGAGAAGUUAAACGUCAGGUUAUGUUGUUCAAACUCAGCUAAGAUGACCAAGGGCAGCCUCAAGCUUGACCAAAGGUUAAAUUACCACUCAGUUCAAGUUUGAAUGUGGUCCAAACCAUCUUGACAAGCACAAGCCCCAUACCAAAUCCUAUGAGUAACAGCUUGGAGUUGCUAUUAGCUCAGCCUGAUCUAACCAUGCUUUUUCAUGUCCUUGUUACUGGUAAAGAGACAAUGUAAUUACCCCAUCCAAAACUAAUCUGAGUGCUCAUUAUAGCAGAGAGGCAAACUCUUUAGCAUUCUUUCCUAUCUUUGUUUUGUUGAGUUAAAGAACAGAUUAAUGGAUUAUGAUCAAACCAUGAGCAUCUAAAAAAUAAGCAAAAGAAGCCCCAUCAUAUUGCAUCGCAUAUUUUAUGGCCCAAAAUUUAGUGAAGCUCAAUGUAUGCAAAACAUUCCAUUUAUGUUAAUGACUUAAGGACCAUUAGUCCAGGCUUAAGUCAAUGCUUGUUCACUAAGGAAUAACAAAAUGGCUGGUCUCAUCUUGUUUAUGAGCAAGCUGUCAAACCCAUCUGAAAAUGCCUAGACUGUCAAUCACCCUUAUCUGUUAUUUAGGCAAAUUCUGUAUUUUGAAUCAAUUGUUUAAAUAACAGAAUCCAUAGGAACUAGAGGUUGCACUUUGUAUCCAUAAAGAUGACAGGUGAACUGCUCGAAAAGCUUUAGUAUCGUUUAAAAGUUUUUGAAAUUCCAGUUCGGCCCUUGCCCUCCCUGAUCCUCAUUUGGCUCCUUCCCUAGCAAUCACUAUGUAUCAUUACACAUUAUAUAAUUGCUCAACCUAUAAAUGAACUAAUAACAGAAAGAACAAGUGUGCAAUAAAAAUCAACAAAACUAACACAGAUAUGUCACUGCACGUUUGUCAAAAUGUGUGUCCACUGUCUAUGAUAGACGACAUAUAUUAAGGGAAUAAAAUCACUCAAUGUACAGGU
Messenger RNA from Nymphaea colorata (pocket water lily), 2655 nucleotides. RefSeq lists its product as uncharacterized. NCBI's taxonomy places the organism in Eukaryota, Viridiplantae, Streptophyta, Magnoliopsida, Nymphaeales, Nymphaeaceae. The record is from RefSeq and is a predicted model, not a curated record. The coding region runs from base 469 to 1380 and encodes 303 amino acids. The transcript has 6 exons.